AUGGGAAUCAAGAAGUCACCAAUCCUUGGCCGCAGGGGCUCAGUUUCUUCCGAAGAGGACUUCUUCGACAUCCCCGAUGAACCUUGCCUGGCGAUAGCCAAAAACCAACUAAGACGCAUUCGAACUUGGGUAGUUUUUGCUAUCCUAGUUCUUCUAAUCCUUUAUUCCAGACGCGAACGUCCAAAGCCACCACCAUUGCCCCACAUUCGGUACGACUUGGUUGAUUGGUCCCGUUACGCCUAUAGCCAGUAUGCAACUUCGGAAUCUUAUCUUUGUAACGCUGUUAUGGUCCUGGAAGCUUUGGAUCGACUAGGUAGUCGAGCGGACCGGAUCCUUUUCUACCCAGAGUCAUGGGAUACAGAGGUCUCGAGCGCGGGUGAUAGGAGUAGCCAAUUACUGGUGAUGGCUAGGGAGAAAUACAAGGCUCUACUUAUACCCAUUGAUGUGCAGAUGAUUAAGGGGGGUUCGGGGGCUACCGAGUCAUGGGAUACCAGUAUCUCGAAACUUCUUGCUUUUGGCGAAACGGAAUAUGAAAGGAUCAUUCAUCUCGACUCCGACGUCAGCGUUCUGCAAAAUAUGGAUGAACUGUUCUUCCUUCCUCAUAACCAGGUCGCAAUGCCGCGGGCAUACUGGGAGCUUCCGGACACGAAACAACUUUCGUCCCUCAUAAUAGUGCUUGAGCCUUCGUAUCAUGAAUAUUAUGCUCUCAUGGAAGCUGCAAAGCCAGCCAUGUUUGGCCAAGUUGAUAUCAACGCAUCUUCCACACAUAAAUAUGACAUGGAACUUAUGAAUGACCGCUAUGCGGAUUCUGCCACGGUUAUUCCCCAUCGCCAAUACGGAUUGGUAACAGGGGAAUUUCGGGCUCAGGAUCACACCAAAUUUUUAGGAAAUGACUACGAAAUCUGGGAUCCUGACAAAGUCAUGCGUGAGGCCAAGCUUGUGCAUUUCUCUGACUGGCCACUACCGAAGCCUUGGAUCAUGUGGCCUCAUGAUUUGCUGGUUGAGAUGCUGCCCAAGUGUAAACAUAACCCUGGGAAACCGGGGGAAAGUGGAUGCCGUGAUCGGGAAGUGUGGAAGAAUCUCUACGAUGACUUUCGCCGAAGGAGAAAGGACGUUUGCAAGCUUCUCAGCUUUACUGCGCCCGAGUGGCCUCCAAGAGAACCACUUGAAUAG
This is a messenger RNA of Aspergillus wentii DTO 134E9, 1173 nucleotides long. RefSeq lists its product as uncharacterized. The record is from RefSeq and is a predicted model, not a curated record. The transcript has 3 exons. NCBI's taxonomy places the organism in Eukaryota, Fungi, Ascomycota, Eurotiomycetes, Eurotiales, Aspergillaceae. The coding region runs from base 1 to 1173 and encodes 390 amino acids. Gene Ontology annotation, molecular function: glycosyltransferase activity.